Cladocopium goreaui is the source of this 1443-nucleotide messenger RNA. Lineage: Eukaryota; Dinophyceae; Suessiales; Symbiodiniaceae. The record is from the annotation of a GenBank genome assembly.
AUGGCCCCUUCACUUGGGUCGAUAGCAUUGUUGAGAAGUCAGCCCACCCCGGGCCACCGCCCGCAUCGCGAGAGUGGCGGAAUUGGCAGACGCGCUGGAUUUAGGUUCCAGGCUGACAUUUUUCUGAUCGCAAGGGCAGGGCGGCUGCUUAAGGCUCGUGUUGCCCGCGGAAAUGAAUGCAAGGAGCUAACCGUGAGCGACCGGCCGCAUGUUGUCAUUCUUGGGUGUGGUUUUGGCGGUGUUGGUGCUUGCCAUCGACUGAGUAAAGCCAACGUCGAUAUCACGCUCAUCGACAAGAACGACUACCACACGUUCCAGCCGCUCAUCUAUCAGGUGGCCACUGCCGAGCUAGACGCCUCGACCGUGGGGCACCCCAUCCGCGAUCUGCUGCACAAGCACGACAACGUGCGGUUCCACAAAGCCAUCGUUAGCGGGGUCGAUCUGGAGAAGAAAACAGUCCAGAUCGAAGGAUCCGACCCGCUGAAAUACGAUUACCUCAUCAUCGGGCUGGGAGCCCAGGUAAAUUUCUUCGGAGUGCCAGGAGCCGAUGAACACGCUUACCCGCUGUACACCAUCGAGCAUGCGGUGCGGUUGAAGAAGCACAUUCUUGAGGUGCUCGAAGCCGCCGAUAAAGAUCCCUCGCUGGUGGACGACGGGGCACUGAAUGUCGUCGUCGUAGGCGGCGGUCCGACCGGAGUCGAAACAGCCGGGGCCCUUACCGACCUGUUCUCAGUCGAGUUUGCCCAGGACUACCCCAAUCUGCCCAUCGAUAAAGCCCGCAUUAUUAUCGUCGAUGCAGGGCCGGCCUUGCUGGGGCCGUUCAAACCAAACCUGCAGGAAUAUACAAAACAGGCCAUCGAAGCUCUGGGCGUCGAACUGCAUCUGCAGAACCAGGUGGUCGAAGUCACGCCUUCGCACGCCGUGUUGAAGUCGGGCGAGACGAUCCCCACGCACACGGUGAUUUGGGCUGCGGGUCUAAAAGCAAACCCCGUGGCUCAAAGCUUGGGUGUCGAACUAGGCCGGGGAGGUCGGGUGCCGGUGGAAGCCGACUUGAGUUUGGCCGGGCAUCCCGAGGUGUUCGUGGUGGGGGAUAUUUCACAAGCCACCGAUGCGAAGACUGGCCAAGUGCUGCCGCAGCUCGGUUCAGUUGGCAUCCAAGCUGGUACCCACGCCGCCGUGAACAUCAUGAAAAGCGUCGAUGGGAAAUCCACCGAGCCGUUCUGUUAUCACAACAAAGGUACGAUGGCCACCAUCGGACGAAAUGCCGCCGUGGUGGAACUUCCCGGUGGAAUCACCCUCACCGGCGAACUGGCGUGGCUGGCCUGGGGUGCCGUUCACCUGGCCCUGCUCACGGGCGCCGAAAGUCGAGCUUCGGCACUCGUCGACUGGAGUUGGGAACUCUUCACCCACCAACGCAGCAAACGCAUCGAUAUCGAGCUGUAA